UCAAAUACAGCUGACUUACCUCUAUCCUUUUGACGGUUUAUCAGCAUCCCUCCACCACCCCAUCUCCUCACUCCGAGUUCUCACUACACCUAAGGGGGGUUCUCUGGGUUCGGGCCAUUCCUGAGCUCGGAGCCCUUCCCCGGACAGCACGCCAAACAUGCAUUACUAUACUCCGGCUAAUUAUAUGUAAGCGUGAACUCGUGAAUUAGAUGCUGGCGACAGUAUCUAGCUGGUCCAGUUUUCGUAAGCCUUAAGACAUGAAACAUCUUUACAGCACCGCUCGUCUCCUCUUACGCAGAUCAUUCGGCUUCAGCGUCUUAUCUAAAACGUGCGCGCUCCCGCGCGAACAUUUGCUGAACCUCGACCCCUGGUCACACUUUUCGAUAGGUCACCGAUUUCGGCACAACAGGCUAUUUGUCCAUCUCUCUGUGAUAGCUUAACAUUUUAAUUAACAAUUCUUAAAAACGUGUACAAAUGAUAAACUUUAGUGACGACACGGCAGUGGUCCGAUCGGGCCAGUGACAAAUUCGUCAACUGUCCCGAGCGUCUUUUACACUGGCCCCGGGCCAUUGGGCACUCCUUAUUGUCGAGCCCUGACUUAUGUUAAACUGAACAAGAUCAGAACUGGGUCAAUGGCAAGACCAGAGAGGCAGGGUGGUGGUGACAGAAGCAAGUGGAACUACUAUGCCUUUCUGGUACCCAUGCUGGGACUCGCUGCCUUUGGGUGGAUCUGGUCCAAGGAGUUUCAAAACGAAACUGAGGAAGCCAAAGUUGAGAUCAAUCAUCAAGCACUGGUGUCCCAGAAUCAGAAACUCAAGGAAGAACAUUGUUACAUGAGGUUGGAAAUGAAAAGCGAACUAUCUAGACUGUUUCAAAAAGCCCUGGAAACUGAAAAAGAGCGAGAGCAGAUUGCUUUAGCGGUUCUGAAUGAUGUAGAGUACAGGUUGAUGGAAAGGCAGAGGGCCUUUUGCAGUUUUUUGGUGACCCGUGUAAGGAGAAUGGAGAUGGAGAAGGAAUUAUUGAUUUAUACAGCCAAAGAACCCCAUCUUGCACAUCUGGAGAUGGAGGACGGUCUCAGGGAUAUUUUUAAGAAUGAUCGCAGUUGUGCAGAGUAUCUGAACACAGAUAAGCGCAGGAAUGGGAGUUUGAUGUGGCUGUAUCUCAAAUACUGGCGGCUGCAGGCCACCCUUCAAACACACCAGAGAGCUGAGGCUGCUAUAUUCGACACACAAGCAAAAAAGUGACA
Labeo rohita (rohu) is the source of this 1246-nucleotide messenger RNA. Its product is annotated as coiled-coil domain-containing protein 127-like. Bases 633 to 1244 code for a protein of 203 amino acids. NCBI's taxonomy places the organism in Eukaryota, Metazoa, Chordata, Actinopteri, Cypriniformes, Cyprinidae. The transcript has 2 exons. The record is from RefSeq and is a predicted model, not a curated record.